UAUCAAAAGUUUUCUGUAAUCGUCUUGUUGCUGCAUUCUGAACUUUGGCUUGAAAAAUAUCAGUGCUGCAUGGAAUGCCACAGUGAUGUGAGAAAACAAUACUGUAAUCCCUAGUUUAAUGCAUUGCCAUAGAUAUCGCCACCACUUUAAAUGCCUAGCUGCCUGCAUUGUAGGAAUGUGACAGGAGAGCCAUGUCAAACUGCAUGCCUUACUGCUAGAUUAUAUCUGAACUGCAUGCAAAGCCACAUUGCAUACACUGUUGCUAGGUAACACAGCAGAAUCCUAUGCAAUGCAGCUGUGUGCAGUGCUGGAGCUUUACACACGCAACAUUAGUUUGUGCAGGGGAGAGUGUCAUGCAAGGUGUGAUUCCAAGGUGUGAAGGGGAUGGUCUUAUGCUAAGGGCAGUGUCCAAUGAUUUAGGAGGUCUGGAUUCAGUUCACAGUUCCGUUGCCUACAGCCUUUCUGCAUGUGUUUGGGCAAGUCACUUAAUCUCUCUGUAGAUACCCCAUUAAAAUGGGAUUAAUAACAUUGCCCUGUCUCACUGGAGUUUUGUGAGGAUAAAUCCGUUAAUGUUUGAAAAGCUCUCAGAUAGGUGGGGGGCUUGGACACACAAUUAUAUGCAUUACUGGAGUGUGACAAAUCAGAGUCUCUGGCAAUGCCCAGCUGCAUGCACUGCUGGGGUCUGACAAGGAAUUGUAUUCACUGCUGGAGUGGGACACAACAAGGCUGCACACACCCCUAGGGUGACCAGAUGUCCCAGUUUUAUAGGGACAGUCCCGAUUUUGGGGUCUUUUUCUUAUAUAAGCUCCUAUUACCCCCCACCCCAUCCCGAUUUUUUCUUGCUGUCUGGUCACCCUACACACACCCUGCUGCAUGGAUCCCGCACACACACUGCAUGCACUGCUGGAAGGUAACACAUAUUUGCAUGCACCCCGCCCCCGCGACUGCAUGCAUUGCUGGAGGGUGACACAGAGCGGUGCGCACACCUCCGCUUCGCCCCCACCCCCGCAUACAUUGCUGGAGUUUGACACACCAGAGCUGCAUGCACCCCCCGUUGCAUGCACCGCUGUGUGCUACACGAGAGCCGCUUUCGCCCAUCCCAGUCAUCCCGUGUCUUCUGAAUGAGGUGGGAGCACCAAUAAGAGCGGGCCUCGCUCCGCUGGCCCCUGCCCACUUCCCCUUGCGUCAAGGGAACUUUUAAGCUCUCCAACUCCGGCCCUUGGCAGCGGCUGUGGAAAAAGCUCCCGGCUGCUGCUGCUCGGCGCGCGGUGCCUGGGUGCAGGGGGGGGGAGGCCGGGCGAGGGGAUGUGCCCUCCUCGCCAUUGCACAACCCUGCCCUGUUGACAGAUACCCUGCGAGUGAGUGUGCGGGGUGAGUCACGCCGGGAGGGCACAGCCCGGGCUGGCUGCGCUGCGCUCGCUGCACACACACGCCGAGCCGGAGGCGAGAGGCACCGACCUGCCCCGCUCGGCUCUGGGGGACGCGCCGCGGAGCCCUUCCCUGCAGCAGCAGCAGCAGCAGCAGCUCCCGCCGCCCGCCGCGGGGACCCGCCGUGGGAGCCUCCCCCACCUUCUAUGUGCCCCGGGCGCGCCCCAGCCCGCUGGGAAGCCGCUCGCCGCCGCGCUCCGCCCGCCCGGCUGGGAGCGCCCCCCGCCUCUCCGUCUCCAUGAGCCGCAAGACGCAGCCCCGCAGCCCGGGACUCCUGCUGCCGGCCGCCCGCUGCCGGAGCGCCCCCUCCAAGCGGCUGCUGCUGCAGGACGGCUCCAGCGAGGACGCCCCCGCGGCCAAGUGCCCGCGGCUCUCCGAGUGCCCCAGCAGCCCCCAGGAGUGUCUCAGCGCGCCGGGCUCGCCGUGCGCCCCCGCCUCGCCGGGCAGCGCCCAGAGCCCCAGCCUCAUCGCCGGCUACCUGCUGCUGCCCCUGGCCGGCAGGGAGCAUGUGUCCCGGGCGCUCAACAUCCACACGGGCCAGGAGCUGCGCUGCAAGGUGUUCCCUCUCAAACACUACCAGGACAAAAUUCGACUUUAUGUUCAGCUGCCAUCUCAUAAAAAUAUCACUGGGGUCGUGGAAGUGAUUCUGGGGGACACCAAGGCCUAUGUCUUCCUUGAGAAGGACUUUGGGGACAUGCACUCCUAUGUGAGGAGCUGUAAAAGGCUGCGAGAAGAGGAGGCUGCCAAGCUGUUCAAGCAGAUCGUCUCAGCUGUAGCUCACUGCCACCAAUCGGCCAUUGUGCUGGGUGACCUCAAGCUCAGGAAAUUUGUCUUUUCUACCGAAGAAAGGACUCAGCUGAGACUAGAAAACCUAGAAGACACUCACAUCAUCAAGGGGGAAGAUGAUGCUCUGUCAGAUAAACAUGGCUGCCCAGCCUAUGUCAGCCCUGAGAUCUUAAACACAACAGGGACCUACUCUGGAAAAUCAGCUGACGUUUGGAGUUUAGGAGUAAUGCUGUAUACCCUCCUAGUAGGACGCUAUCCCUUCCAUGACUCAGACCCUAGUACUCUGUUUUCUAAAAUCCGCCGUGGACAGUUCUGUAUUCCUGAUCACGUUUCUCCCAAAGCCAGAUGCCUCAUUCGUAGCCUGCUGAGACGGGAACCCUCGGAAAGACUCACUGCUCCAGAGAUCUUGCUUCAUCCUUGGUUUGAAGCAGUUUUGGAACCUGGAUAUGUAGACCAAGAUAUAGGAACUUCUGAUCAAAUUGUUCCAGAGCAUCAUGGAGAGAGUGAUGAUAUAAGUUCCUUCUUCUGUUAGUCCUGAAAUCUCCAAAAACCUCAUACAGUUCUCACACAUGGCAUCUUUUUUAGGGUUUCAUUUUUCCACAUUACAAAUGCACAACAUUCUAAAGUGUCAUUAUAAUCAGAAAAGUGACUAUGUUUAAAAAACAAGUAAAUAAACAAGGCAGGCAACUACUUACUCAGCGGAUCCAGAGUCAUAUCUGCUUACUCUGUUGGCAAGUGCGUACUAUUAGCACUGCUGGGCCAAUACAGCUGUGGAAGAGCCAGCUGGAAUCUAUUCUGCCUCGUGCAUCAUCAUCAACCACCCAACUGCCGGGUGAUCUUUGAUUGCAGAAUCUUAUUAUUGGUGAUGUAAGAGACAGACAAAAAGAAGCUAGGCCUCCCCUUUUCCCCCCACAGGUAUUAAGUGGAAUGUGUAGCCCUGAUGGUGAAAAUACUAAAUGGGGGAAGACCAACUCUGACAUGGAAACUAAUGAGAGGAAUCAGUAAGGAGCACCUUGUUGCCAGUUUUAUAGAGUAAUUUUCUGACUAUAAGUGCACUUUAAUGGUGGAGGGAGGUUUUGACCCACCAAGUCCAACAACCUGCUCACUUGUCAGGUAGAUCCUGCGAUUAGCAGGUAUAUUAUAUGAAACUAUUAAAGAUCCAUCCAUAAUUAAAUGUACACUGUUGUCUUCCUCUACUGCUUUUGGCAGAUUAGUCCAGUAACCUUUUAAGGAGGAGAAGAUACCUGUCCUUUCAGUUGGAUUUCAUAUAAUACCAUCUCCCUGAACAUAAAAUGCAUUUUUAAUUUAUUUAAGCCUACCUGUGACAAAGAAUAUAUAAUUCUAUGCCCUUGUAAGCUCAGGGUGCCAGCACAUGUCCGUGUACCAAAACACAACACCAUAGGUUGGAGCACCUUGUCUUGGAAAAGAGAGAGAAGGGUCUUGUACAGUACAUGUGAACCCUUCUGUUUUCCUGUUGGCUCAGUUCUACAAAGCACUGUCUCUUAGGUUUAAAAUCCUGUACAAAAACUUGGUUGGUCUUGAAACUUAAAUUCUCCAGAGAUCCGUACUUGACUAUUCAGGUGUAUCGUCUGCCUCUAGCUACAUUUGUUUUUCUUAAAUUUUUUUGCAUGAUUAUUCAUAAUAUUUCAAAUUUAUGUGGAUAAUGAAUGCAUCUAAGUAAUGAUUACUUUCCUGAGUCGGAGAUAAGUAAAGCCUAGUCCUGCCUAAGAUUUCUGCUUUGUUUCAUGUGUGUGCCUGGUUGAUGAUGUGCAGAAAUAUCAACUUGUGUUAAAAGUGGUUCACUAAGAUGACAUAUACACAGUUCCUAAAAUGAAUUUGUUAAACGGGUAAAUGACUAUGCUGUACAUUGACAGAAUGGCACUAGAAUGAUGCAGUUAUUUUAAAGACUAACCCCUGGCAAGCUACAGUACCACCAUGCAUUGUGAGAAUGCCCUGUAUACCUCAUGUACUGUGUACUUUGUGCAUAUAUCUUACUGUUUUGAGGGGGGAGGGAGUUGCUGUUGUUUGUGUGUCUUAAUAACCGAGGUGUCGAAGAGCAGUUUAAUGUGAAUUUUUGUUGGCAAUACUAACUUGACAGAAUCAUGAGCAUUAGAGAAGGGUGAAGUACCUCUAUUGCACUAAAUCUCUCAUGAUUGCUUGACAUUUGUAUCUGUGAUACAGUUUAAACCUAAAAAAAGUAAAUCUGUAUAUAUUGGUGGAAAAGCUGCCACAAAAGCUAAAAACACUAUGUCCAACCUGUACAUAUGUAUAUAUGUGGAAACCUAGAUGAUAAAGUCUGACUUGUAGAAAAGUUUUAAUAAACCUGGUUUCAUAAA
Molecule: messenger RNA, 4550 nt
Organism: Mauremys mutica (yellowpond turtle)
Lineage: Eukaryota; Metazoa; Chordata; Testudines; Geoemydidae
Gene: TRIB1
Product: tribbles pseudokinase 1
Exons: 3
Coding region: 1667-2746 (359 amino acids)
Biological process (GO): protein phosphorylation; regulation of MAP kinase activity; positive regulation of proteasomal ubiquitin-dependent protein catabolic process
Cellular component (GO): nucleus
Molecular function (GO): ATP binding; protein kinase activity; mitogen-activated protein kinase kinase binding
Source: RefSeq, a predicted model, not a curated record